UAAAGCAUUAAUUAACCUCAGCUUUUUUUAACAGUACAUUUGACACAAAACAACGUUAACUAUCAAAUUAGAUCACGAAUUCUCAUACCAAAAAUGUGCCCUUUUGUUAAAGUACGAGACUGGGGACAUAUUAAUGUAACAGCUUUAGGAUACUUUUUUUCUUCUUCUUCCCAAAACCUAAUUGUGAGACUGGCUGUAACAGACGAUCUUUGAUCCAUUACGGCGUAGACACGCUGAAAUUAAUGGAAUAUAAACAAUACUAUUAGAACCGUCCGGUUAAUUUAACGUGAAUUUUCAUUAAAAUUUUAUCUUUUGCAUGAAAAACGAAAAAAUGUGUGCGUAACAUCAAAUUUCGGUCGUGAUAAAACAAAAAUGUUAUUUCCUUCCGACGUCUUGUUUCUGCCCGGUCAUGUGACACGGACGGUACAACAGGACAUGUUACCAAAGGACGAAGACAUCGUUGAAGUGUCUCGAAAUGAUGACACCAACAAAGUGCAGAUGAUUAAAGGUGCAGCCUUUUUGAGCACGGUGGCGUCUUUGGGGCUCAUCGCGGGCUUUGGCUCCACUCUGGCGCUGGCCAAGAAGAACAACCCAGACUGGUUUAAUAAGGGCGUUACAGCGACGCUUCCUGAGAGCGGCGCAGCACUUGCCUUGCGGGCUCUUGGCAGAGGUUCUAUGUACGCCUGGUGUGGCGUGGGGCUGCUCAGCUUCACCGUGUGGAAACUUCUGGAUGUUCACAGCCUGUCUGAGUUCAGAUGCAAGAUGGCCUCUUUCUUCCCGCCUAUCCCAAAGUCGGACACGGCGGGGGGGUCUGACUUGCAGGACUUGGAGUCGCUUUUUAAGUCCAAGUAACAGAGGCACUAAAGUGAGCGUGUUGGAACACAGCCCAGUUGAACUGAGAACGUUUGGUGCUUUCAGGGACCCUCAGACAAAGCGGGGACACUGGACAUGUGUCAUUUGACUCAUGUUAAUUGAAUAUGUGAAUAUCAAUACAUGCUUGUGAAGCUUGUUGUUAGCUGCAUAUCCCUACAAUGAAAUAAGUGCUGGAAACUGACAAGGUCCUCAUAAACGAAGAUGCUUUUGG
Molecule: messenger RNA, 1084 nt
Organism: Entelurus aequoreus (snake pipefish)
Lineage: Eukaryota; Metazoa; Chordata; Actinopteri; Syngnathiformes; Syngnathidae
Gene: tmem242
Product: transmembrane protein 242
Exons: 4
Coding region: 373-852 (159 amino acids)
Source: RefSeq, a predicted model, not a curated record